GGAAAAAGAAGUAAUCAUCUUUUAUCUACAACAAAACAAUGGUGCCGAAACCCAUUUUGUGUGUAACCCUUUUGUCAUUAAUAAUUUCUCUGACCACUCUUUCCUUGGUUGCCGCCGAUCCCACAUAUGGCUUCACCCGUCUUCCACUAAGUAACUCAAACUUCCAAGUCCAAAGGCCUUACGACGUUCCAGUCAGCCAACGCUACAGCUUUUCAAAUGGAGUGCACAGAUUUUUGGUAUACUCCUCGGACAAGCCUCACAUGCAAGGCAGUGCAACGGAGCCACGAACUGAGAUUCGUAUCACUGGAUACGAUUAUACAUCUGGUGUGUGGCAAUUUGAAGGGUAUUUUUACGUGCCUAGUGGCACAACCGGGACGUGCAUCCAACAAGUGUUUGGUGGAGUAUCCUCAGCCACAACCUCGCAGAGUAGAGUCUAUGGUGGUUCUCUCACUCAUUACCAAUCGAUUACACUGGAACAAAACAUCUACAAUAGGUGGAUUCGGUUUAACGUGAUCCAUGAUGUGGGUGCUAACAACGUGAAGAUUUAUAUUAAUGGGGGGAAUACUCCCAGGUACAAUGGACCUGGCCGUGGAGCUAGCACUCACUACUUCAAGUUUGGGGUUUAUGCACAACCUGGUGCUGCUUCCAACUACAUGGAAUCUCAAUGGCGGGAUAUCAAGAUUUUAAGAAAAUAGAAAUCUAGUGCUUUUGUUUCAUUAGUUCCAAGUUUUGAUACAACAAGCAUAGAUAUAUCAACUAUAAUUCAGAAUAAUUUACUUGAAUAGUGAGAAUUAACCUUCCAAUAAAAUACACUUUUCUUUUAGUCAUAGUUUUAAACACUAGGUGUGUCAUUGACAAUUUGAUCAUUAAAUCAAAUU
This is a messenger RNA of Glycine soja, 878 nucleotides long. Its product is annotated as citrate-binding protein-like. Lineage: Eukaryota; Viridiplantae; Streptophyta; Magnoliopsida; Fabales; Fabaceae. The coding region runs from base 39 to 695 and encodes 218 amino acids. The record is from RefSeq and is a predicted model, not a curated record. The transcript has 2 exons.